Molecule: messenger RNA, 2475 nt
Organism: Rotaria sp. Silwood2
Lineage: Eukaryota; Metazoa; Rotifera; Eurotatoria; Philodinida; Philodinidae
Source: the annotation of a GenBank genome assembly
AUGAAUUCGGACAAAGCAAAAAGGCAUGUAUCGUCAAUUCCACAAUCGGAUGAUAUUGAACAACUAUUUGAAAAUAUCAAAUGUACGAAUGAGUUAUAUUCAUUGAAGCAUAUGGAAAUAAAUAAUCAACUGGAUACUAUUACGUGUAUACCAUGUUUAAAGUUUAAAAAACAUGCACCAAAACAUUUAUUAAGUACUAUUAAAUCUUCGUUUGGCUCAUUUGAAUACGUUGAACAAGACGCGACUCGAGUUCAAUCUGAACGUUUUCGAAAUUUAAAAAAAGCUUUAAGACAUCAUUAUUUAAACAAACUACACAUCUGGUGUGUAGAAGAAGAUGAGAAACGAAAGCAAUUAUUCGACGAUUUUUUAAGAAAAAAUGAGAAAGCUGGAUGGAAUGUUGGUCGAGCAGCGUUAUUCUGCAUUCAAGGUGGUCUUGGUGGUCUGAAAUUUGUUGAUACAUUGAACUUAUUGGAUAUCUCUGGAGCAUCAGUUGGAACUUAUAGACACAGUCGAUGGUUUUUCGAGAAACUAAGAACGUCGAUGACAAUAACGAUGAAAAACAGAAUUAGUGAAUAUUUACAUUCGGUUGAUCCUGUUACACAACGUCGUCGACCGUUCGGCAUAACAUUGGAUAAAGUUACAUUAUUAAAAAGGUCGAUGCAGGUGACAAUUAUGAUCGUGAUGAUUGACGGACAGUUAACACCUCUUUAUCUUCAGUCUCCAUUAUGUCAAACAGAGUUAACGGGGGAAGACUUAGCUAGUAAUUGUGUUCGAGUACUAGAAUCAUUUGGCUUGAAAAAAAAUGCAUUGCAAGAACAAUUCACUGGUUGUGCCGUCGAUGGUGCUUAUAUUAAUUUGCAAAUUGAAAAACAUCUAUGUCAAAAACUAGGAAUGCGAGAGAGAUGGUUAACAGUGUCAUGGGAUAGUGCACAUUUACUUGAAUUAGCAAUAAAUGAUGCAAAGAAACAAAGUAAAUUUUCCUGGUUACAAAGGUUCAUUAAAACAUGUGGUACAAUCAUGAAAAAAUAUUCAUAUGGAAAAUCAUAUGAGCACCUACUGGAAGCAGCUGAAUUAGUCGAAGAACAAAUACUACAACCAAAACAAUUUCAUAUUACCCGUUUUGUUCAAUCCGAACUCCGCGUAUACGAAACAGUAUUAAGAGAUUGGUCAACUCUGUAUUAUUUGCAAGAACAAGAUAGUGUAAUUAACUCAUUAGCAGGUGGAAAUGUAAGUGCAAGAACAAGACGAAAUAUUGAUGCAGAAUACAAAGCAGGUGAUAGCGAUAAUGUUAGUUACAAACAUGAAGAUAUCAAAUCUGUGGAUUUUGUUUGUAAACUUAUUGGUUUAAAUGAUAUCUACAAUAUUCUUGUACGAGCAUCUAUGUCUGUGCAGCAAGUCAAUAAAUACCCGUGGGAACAUGAUGAUUCAAUUCGAUAUUUACAAAAAUGUUUAAAUGGAUAUAGUAAAUUACUUGAACAAUUAGACUUAAAUAAAACACAAGAAAUGGAUAGUUUGGAAGAAUGUGAAGAACCGGAACCAGUUGGCUUACUCGGACCAACAAUCGAUGACGAUUGUGAUAUACAAGAAGAAGACGACGAAGAUACAGAAGUUCGAGCGAUGCCAUCAGCAAAAUGUAUUGAACAAUAUUAUCAAGAUCUAUUGAAAUGUGAAUUCAAACAACGUCCAAUCAUCAUACGACCUGGUGAUUAUGAUUUAGAAGAUCCAACUACACAUGCAAGAAAAAAAUUGAUCGAAUUAUGUCAACAAUUAGUUGAAACAAUUACAACACGGUUUCGAGAGAUACCAUAUAUUUUUAUAUUGAUGAAAAAUUGUUUAGAUGUUUCACGUUUAUACGACCUAGUGGUAUCAACAGGUAAACAAACAAUGAUUGAUUAUGGCAGAGUUGAAUUACAAGGACUUAUUGAAUAUACGCUGUUGAACUCAGGAUAUAUACAGAUAGAUGGAAAUGCUAUACAGGAUCAAUACUCCGAAUGGAAACGACGAGUUUUACAUGAAAUCAAAGAGAAGGAUACCCUGGACAUUUGGACAACAAAUGGAGAGUUGAUCACAUCAAAAGUGAUGAAAAGCUUUUAUACAAGUACAGAUUUAUCCGACGGUAUCAAUGAUUUUCUCUACUUUCAUUCAUUAAUGGUACUCAAAAUUAGAAGCGAAGCGAUAUGUGAAUCAGCAGCGUCAAUUUUAAAAGGACAUAUUCAUGGCAACCGUUCAUUACAUCAUGAUUCGUUAGAUAAUGAAGUAAUGCUUCACUGGAAUGCUCCCCCAUUGCAUCUCGCUGAUUCAUUUAUCAAACAUUCACUGGAUCAUUACUUCAGCAGCAAGAAGGAGAAAAAUUGGUUAUUUUAUAAAAAGAGUGAACAAUAUCAAACGUGGAAACUUUUAUCACCUGGCUCUGUUGUACUAAACCAUUUGAGAAAAAAACAAGUACCAAAAUUACCAGAAUCAAUCGAUAAUUAA